GGCUUGGGCGGGGCGAAGGCCUCAGUUCGGGGGAGCGAGAAUGGGUGGGGAAGGAACGGAGAUGGCCGAGCCCGGGGAAGACAGCAAGGCCAGCGACGAGGUUGGGGAGGAAGCCUCGGUGCCUGCCCACCAGCCCAAUGGAUACCUGGCCGGCAAAGAGCCGGGUGAGAGCAGCAGUUGUAUACCUCUGGUAACCGAGAAUGAUGUGGAGGUUGGAAGAAGCGCCGCUUCUUUUGCUGAUCUCGAGAGGUAUCCUGAAGCAGAGGUUAUGCUCUCUGAUUGCACCUCGGUGGUGAAGAUGACCCCUCGGCUGUCCAAACGCAGGCUGGUGGUGCUGGCCGUCUUCAGCUGCUAUUCUCUAGUAAAUGCCUUCCAGUGGAUCCAGUACAGCAUAUUGACCAGUGUCUUCACUCGCUAUUAUAAUGUUUCCUCUUCUGAAAUUGACUGGCUCUCCAUGUCAUAUAUGGUGGCAUAUGUUCCCCUCAUAUUUCCUGCUACAUGGUUGCUGGACACGCGUGGCCUCCGCCUCACUGCCUUGCUGGGAUCAGGACUAAACAGCCUGGGGGCCUGGAUUAAGUGUGCCAGUGUUCAACAAAACCUCUAUCUGGUCACUCUGCUGGCACAGAUUGUGUGUUCCAUAGCCCAGGUCUUCAUUUUGGGGUUGCCCUCCUGCAUUGCUUCUGUUUGGUUCGGGCCCAAGGAAGUGUCCACUGCUUGUGCUGUAGCUGUUUUGGGCAAUCAGCUAGGCACAGCAAUUGGCUUUUUACUGCCUCCAGUUUUAGUUCCGAAUACAUAUAAUGACUUGGAUCUCAUGGGACAUAAUAUCCUCAUAAUGUUCUCUGGCACAGCAGCAGUAUCCACACUCCUCUUUUUAUUAACAGGAUUUGUGUUUCAGGAAAAACCUAAAUAUCCUCCAAGUCAGUCUCAGGCUGUUCUCCUGAAUCCAUCUCCAAAAGAUCACUCCUAUAAACAAUCAAUACUCAAUUUGUUUAGAAACGUUCCUUUUAUUCUUUUGCUGAUAAGCUAUGGAAUUAUGACUGGAGCCUUUUAUUCAGUGUCAACUCUACUCAACCAAAUGAUUCUAACUCAUUAUGAGGGAGAAGAAAUAAAUGCAGGUAGGAUUGGCCUCAUACUUGUGGUAGCUGGAAUGGUGGGGUCUAUUAUUUGUGGCUUGUGGCUGGAUCAUACCAAGACAUACAAACAGACUACAUUAAUUGUGUACAUCCUCUCUUUUGUUGGGAUGGUCAUAUUUACAUUCACCUUGGACUAUGGACACCUUAUAGUUGUAUUUGUGACUGGUGGAGUACUUGGUUUCUUUAUGACAGGUUAUCUGCCCCUUGGUUUUGAAUUUGCUGCGGAAAUUACAUACCCAGAGUCAGAAGGCACCUCAUCAGGGCUCCUAAAUGCUUCAGCACAGAUAUUUGGGAUUAUAUUUACGUUGAUCCAAGGGAAGCUUACAACAGAUUACAGUCCUCGUGCUGGAAAUAUUUUCCUCUUUGUAUGGAUGUUUAUAGGUAUCAUUUUAACAGCUUUAAUUAAAUCUGAUUUGCGAAGGCACAUUGUAAAUUCAGGGAUUGUAACUGUGGACAUUAAAUCUAUACCUAUUAACAGUCCUAUUGAAGAUGAACAAAAUAAAGCCACAUCAAAAAGCCAAUCAGAAUCAGAAAUUUAAAAUGGAAAAACACAAGACUCACGAUUGGCAGCUUUGUCAAAUAGAAGCAACCUAAUGGAGAAUCACAAGACCUGUAAGCCUAAGAAUUGUGCUGUGUGGUUAGCACGCAACACUACU
This is a messenger RNA of Candoia aspera, 1789 nucleotides long. RefSeq names its product FLVCR choline and heme transporter 1 (gene FLVCR1). Bases 41 to 1672 code for a protein of 543 amino acids. The transcript is spliced from 11 exons. Gene Ontology annotation, cellular component: mitochondrion; membrane. NCBI's taxonomy places the organism in Eukaryota, Metazoa, Chordata, Lepidosauria, Squamata, Candoiidae. The record is from RefSeq and is a predicted model, not a curated record. Gene Ontology annotation, molecular function: heme binding; heme transmembrane transporter activity. Gene Ontology annotation, biological process: heme export; mitochondrial transport; transmembrane transport.